This is a messenger RNA of Amoebophrya sp. A25, 2049 nucleotides long. The record is from the annotation of a GenBank genome assembly. Lineage: Eukaryota; Dinophyceae; Syndiniales; Amoebophryaceae.
CAUCGAUCCUCGUCAUAACAAACAAAGCAAAAAUGGAAAACUAGCUCAAUUUUGUUAUCUUGCAGUUUUGGUUUUCUCUACUUGGUACGACUACUUCUUGGUAGUGGUAGUUGUUCUAACCGUUGUACUCGGCACGUCAUUCCUUUUUUUUUGAGACUACAUCGUAUUAUUUAAAGAACACUUCGAUCACCUACAACUACUGCUUUUUCUUUGAGGCUAGGAACAAAACAAAAUCAAGAUGGAAAACCACGAUACUAUGAAAGACAAAUCCGCCAUUUGUCGUGUGGCUGUAAUGGCACCCGCUAGUCACAUCGCAGCUCUAGUUCCCCAUGUGUUUGAGAAAGGCGUUGCGCGACUGAAGCUCCUUUUGGAGGAAACGUUUCCAGAACGCACAAUCCAGGUCGACGAGUUAGCUUCUUGUUUUGGAAAAAAGGAGCAGCAUGAUCUUGGUGCUGAAGAAGCCGGCUUGUGCAGUUUCACAGAAGAGAGGUAUCCAAAGCCGACCUCCACCACGACGAGCACAUCAAGAAAGAUAGUGCAGUUGUCUCCGCAAGAACGUGCUCAGGAGGUGAACGAUGCUUUGUUUUCCGAAGGCGAAAAGAAAUACGAUUUCGUUUUUUGCACUAUCGGAGGUUUGGAUUCUCUUCGCCUGAGACCGUUUUUACGACUACCAAGUAGUUCUGCUUCAGACGAGGAGGAUCUUCAUCAAAUAAAAGCGAAGAAAUUUGAAUUUCUUCCCUCUUUUUUCGGUUAUUCUGAUAUCACAAGUUUACAAUGUGAGUUGUGGAACUUGGGUGUCCCCUGUUACUAUGGUGGUGCGAUCUUGGUCCAAUUUGGAGAGUCAGGCGUCGAUCCGCAUGUGAACGCUUACACUAAGGCAUCUAUCACAGCAGCUCUGAAACGAACUUGGUUCGAGCUAAAGCCUCACGGAAUCUUCGUUCCUGAUGCGCACAACUGGUUCGAUCCAUCGAAACAAAGUUUGCCCCCACGCGAAACGCCAGCGCCAGAACAUGCGUGGUAUUUUUUGCAACGAGAUCAACAAGUAGGAGGUGGUCAGCAAGGCCAAGGUCAGACUCUUCAAGAACAUGCCCAUCUUGACACAAGUAGUCCUCGUAAACGUCCUCUUCUCAUUGGGCAAGAAGACGCACAAACGUUCGCUCGCGGAACUCUUUUUGGUGGUUGUACUGAAGUUUUGAUGACUUACCUCGCUUCUGGCUAUCCUCUUCGGGUUCCUACUGCUGAUGAAAGAAUCAUUUUAUUCUUGGAAACUUCGGAGUCUAUGCCUCAUGCUGGCUCUGUUGCAGAUUUGAUUCGCGCCUUGAGUCUACGUGGUUUUCUGAAGCAUCUUGUUGGCGUUAUCGUGGCGCUUCCGAAAAUCGAGUUUCUAGGCCAAACAGCCAGACCUGAUCCCGAAAGUUUCAGAAAGGCACAGAAAACUGCCAUUUUAGAAGCGUUGAAAGAACACUACGUUGACUACACCUGUUCCAUUGCUGCUGGCCCUCUACCUCUACCAGAUAAGAUGCCAGUAGUUUUUAACAUCCAUGCAGGCCAUGUCGAUCCACAAGCGAUCGUCCCUUUAGGUCGCGAAUGCCUAUUGGAUGUGGAGAGAAAACGAAUUUUCUUCAACUACGGUGACGAGAGCUGGCGCGACGAAAUCGAAAUCUGUUGAUGAACUAGGAUUAUACUCGAAAACUGAAAAUAACCGAUUUACUGACUGAAAUAAGGGAGCAGGUAGCUUUAAGUUAAGCCUUAACAUCAAGGCUACUCUUCCUUCCCGUGAGUAUCUCGCUUAUUUCAGUUUAUCGAAUACAUGACUUUUUGAGCUGUCUGAAAAUAAGUUGUACGCAUGCUAUGUUGUCGCAUCUUCGUUCUCUUGGUAUCGACUUGAUCCAUGGAUCAAUACAUUUAUGUCUGAACCUGAAGAAAUUAUCUUGGAAACAGGUACAAGAGGAAGGCGUGACCUAAAAAAGACUCAGAAAAUAAGCGGAUCAUGUCCCCGAUCCUGAUCCAGAUCGUAGUGUCCACUUUGAGGUUGUUGUACUUUACGAU